Tribolium castaneum (red flour beetle) is the source of this 2961-nucleotide messenger RNA. RefSeq lists its product as uncharacterized. Gene Ontology annotation, cellular component: nucleus. The coding region runs from base 486 to 2543 and encodes 685 amino acids. The transcript has 5 exons. The record is from RefSeq and is a predicted model, not a curated record. Gene Ontology annotation, biological process: regulation of transcription by RNA polymerase II. NCBI's taxonomy places the organism in Eukaryota, Metazoa, Arthropoda, Insecta, Coleoptera, Tenebrionidae.
AGCGUUGCCGUUCCAAAAAUGUAGAAAACCGGGUCCGCCAUUGUUCGAAGUCGGCUGUUUUAUGGCCGUGCCUUCGCCCAAAUCGUUAAAAUUCUCGCGUCACUGUUUCAUUGGGGAGUGUUUGGAAUGAUCUGAGGGCCCCCCGGGUCGAGGCGGCCGUCCCAAGGCCCAGCACGGAGUGCCAAAGUUCGACAGUCAACAGUGUGUUAUUUCCCAAACAUCGAUUCAACCUUUCGAAUUUGUGCGGUUGUCUUAUUAUCACUUGAGGGCCCGCCGUAAAAGGCCCCAACCGACGACGGGAUCGUUUAAAUUGGUUUUUAUUAGCCGUAACAGCGCGAUUUCGGGCCGUUUGGGCGCCCAGAAGACUUCGCCCGGAUGACAGGGUCUGUAAUUUUGUUGCGAAACCUAACUAGUUGAAGCACUGAGUGUCCCUCACUCUCGCUACUAUGCCACCAGAUUGACCAAUUCUCUGUGCAUCAACCAAAAUGUCGGGAGGCCCUCCCCAUCACCCCCACAGCAGGCCUGCGCCUCCAACAAACCCCGCCUGGAACCACCUCCAAGUACCGAACUUUUUCCCAAGUCGGCAACCUCAGCUCGCUCACAUGUCAAACGAACAUUCCCUUCUACAUCAACCGACUUGGCACACGCCAACUACCGAACCAAUGAAAACCAUCCCGACUUCGCACAUUUUCAGCCUCGAGCAAAUGCUCUCCGAAAGACAGUUUCCGCGAUCCGGUGUCGAUUUAUCAGUGACUCGAAACGGCAGCAGCCAAAACGGCGAAAUACUCACCACAACUCCGAUUAGUUUAAGUGUGCGCGAUACGAACAAAAUCAACAGUUUACCGGCGAGUGCUUUGGACAUUCAACCCGUCGUCGAAGUGAAAAACGUCAAAUCGAUUAGUCCGAAAAAUUCGAAAAAACGGGUCGAUUCGAUCCUCGAAAGACUCAAUCCGAAUCUCGAGAAGGCGAACGAAGAGAGUGUUAGUGUGAUCGUGCAGGCGAGUUCGCACGACGAAAACAGCAAUUCGAGUAGUUUAAACGUACCGACCAACGACGAGGUUGUCUCACCUUAUAGCAAUGAAGAUAGCUUGGACAGCAAUAAGUCGAGACGGAAACGAAAGCCAAGCAAAACGGUCCGUGUGACGAAAGAGGAACUUCCAGACCAAAGCACUGUCAAAGUCGACGAUAAUGAAGAAGUAAGUGAGGAGAAGAAAAUCCCAGAACGGCGGAGAUCGUCCGAGGAAGAAGUACCAGCGAAAACUCGACGGAAAACUUCCUCCGAAUCGGAGACAAUAGACAACAUAGCAGCAAUGGUUCAGGAAAGCUUGAAAAGCAACGAAGUGAACCAUGACUCUAAAGCAAUCUCUGUUAGUGUAAUUAAAACUAAUGAAAAUAUGCAAGAAAGUGAUUCGACAACGGCGCCGAAAAAAGCCACCAAUACGCAAUUUGUCGAAGUUGAAAAUAAAUUAGAAGAAAUGUUUGCCGGGAUUGAAGAUACGAGUGAUCCUCUCAAGACUGAUAAUGAAACGAAAGGGGAUUUAUCGAUGGCUACGACGAGUCAAGAUAAUGUCACUUCAACAUCCAACGAUUUGACGGUGUUGAAGAAAUCCCCCAAAAAGGGUAAAAGGAAACAAAGACGGAUGCAAUCUGAGUCAACCCCAAAGAAGAAACUCGGGAAGAAAGCUGGUAAGACUGCUUUAAAACUGACCAAAACAAAGAAAAACUCAAAGAUUGAAGCAAUGAAAGACGUGUACGCUUACGAUUCGGGUAGCAACGCUAGUUCAAGUAAAUCCCGUGGCCCUUUCAUCCAAAUCCGUGGUCCUCGUGAUUCGCCUCUUUCCGUCAGUGUGAUCAACACACCGACGAACGACGACGACUCCGAUCGAAAACCACACAAAACGAAGAAAUUCCACGACGACAGCGAAUACAGACACAAGGUACGUUCCAAAGGCCUCCACUGUAGCACCUUGAGCAACCAAUACGACGCCCAAACCAAAGACACCUCCUGGAUUUGCGCCUUCUGCAAACGGGGGCCUCACGCGACUGAGACCUCCGGCCCAACCCUCAACACCUCAAUACCGGCUCCUGGCGACCUCUUCGGCCCCUACUUCAUCUCGGGUAAUUCCCCGGAGUUUGAGCGGCGGCUGGAGGACCCCUUCGACAAGCAGUUCAAGAGUAAGAAAAUCGCGCGAACGCUUGACGGAAACGUCAAGGUGAAGAAGAAGCGGAAGCACUCGAUGGAAGAGGACGCGUUUCUGGGAAUCACCGAAACGGGCAACGGGUUCGAGGUGUGGGCGCACGAGGACUGCAUCGUGUGGUCGGAGGGGGUUUACCUAGUGGGCCCCAAAAUUGUGGGCUUGGAGGAGGCCGUGUGGACGAGUUGUAACGUGGCGUGCGGGAAGUGCCACCUCAAGGGGGCGAACAUUUGCUGUUUGAAGAGGGGCUGUCUGAGAGUGGCGCACGUGUGCUGUGCGCGGUUGACGGAGUGGCACUUUGACGAGGAGAAUUAUAAGACUUUUUGUCCCGAACACAGGGUUGUGUGAUUUUUUUAUUGGGUUUGACGUGAUUUUAUUGUGUUGCUAUUUUGUAAAUGAUUGUAAGAUAUUCUUUCCAUCAGUAUUGUGUUUUUUUAAUUCGUGAUUGCAAAAUAGCAUUGAGGAUUACUUAAUUCGAUGGAUGUUCCAUACGGAAAUGUUUGAUUUGAUGGAAUUACGUUUAGUGAAUAGUGUUGUUUAUAGAACAAUAGUAUAAAUGAAUGAAAAAAAAUGUAAAAUAUGUCUUAAAAUACGCUUAUUUUUUUUAUAAAAUGGAAAAUUUUAAAAAUACUCUCAUUUUUAAAUGUAUACCUUGUAUCAUGUUAAUGAUAACCGUAGUAAUUAUAUACCGAAAAUGUGUACAUUGUGUAUAUAGCAAAAUUUAUGUUUUUGGGCAAAAGUAUUUAAUAAAUUUAAUUAAAACUUC